Cucumis sativus (cucumber) is the source of this 681-nucleotide messenger RNA. RefSeq names its product succinate dehydrogenase subunit 7B, mitochondrial. The record is from RefSeq and is a predicted model, not a curated record. Bases 105 to 410 code for a protein of 101 amino acids. NCBI's taxonomy places the organism in Eukaryota, Viridiplantae, Streptophyta, Magnoliopsida, Cucurbitales, Cucurbitaceae. The transcript is spliced from 4 exons.
AUUCACCACUUACCACCUUGGAGGUGAAAGGUUUUGGAAGCCCACUUCAGUUUCAGGUUUCAAACUUCUCCCUUCUUCCUUCUCGCAUUUCCUACUCUUCAACAAUGGCGUUUUUCCUCAACAAAUCCACUCUUGCCUCUCAUUUCCGAUCUCAAUCUCAGGUGGAUCCUUCCUCACUUUCUCGACGUGGAUUCCACGUCGAACCAGGGACUCGUGAAAAGGCUUUAUUAGCUGAGGACCCUUGUCUUAGGCGGUUCAGAUCACAUAAGAAAGCUGUCUCUCGACUCAAAAGAGUUGGAGAUGUUUUGACAAUUGUGGUUGUUGCAGGAUGUUGCUAUGAAAUCUAUGUGAAAGCGACCAUGCGAGAAGAAGCUCGACGACAGGCAAAGACAGGUAGCGGAAGUACAUGAUGGAGUUUGUAUCCAUUUGGCCAAUUAAAAUGUCUGCCAAAAAGUCCUUAAUGCUUUCAUCUGUGUGCUAAAAUAAAGAUCGAGUUUUUUUUUUUUUUUCUUGUAGGGUUUUAAUCAUCAAUAAUUUCUUUUUGUACCCUUCAUUUCAUAACAUCUCAAGGGGAUAUCAGAGUGCGUUUACAUCGUUGUGAACACAUUUUAUGAAGCUUACAACAUUGCCUGCUUCAAAGCUUGAAAUAGAACUUACAUGGUCGAUUUGUUGGUUUCUUAA